GUUUUGACAUAAAAAGGAACGCGCUUACCGAUACUGCCACACACACUGCUACAGUCGAGUUGAAUAACACUGAAACCAGAUUUAAAACGCUAUGAGGACUUUCUUAAGUUUAGUUUUCAGUUUUGCCUGCCUAUGGCUGUUGGAUAAUACAGAUGCAGCAAUUACUGCUUGGACAAACCCAACUAUAAAUAGUGCAAACGGCAAUGGAGCUUUUAGUGUUGCAGAGGACCAAGUAUUGGCUACAACAAUACAAAAGCUCGUUGCAACUGGAACCGGUACGAUAACAUACAGUGUUCCAAAAGCAGUCAGCCCUUUCACAGUGGACACUGCUUCGGGAGACUUAAAAAUAACUGCAGCUCUUGAUUACGAAACAAAAACUUCCUACGUACUUGUGGUAGAAGCGGCCGACAGCGGUUCAUCUACGGGCACAGCAACGAUAACUAUUACAGUAACUGAUGUCAAUGAACCGACAUUUAGCGCCUCUUCAUACGAUCAAUGUAUCGUAGACAAAUCUGCGAUUGGCACUGAAUUGAUUACAGUAAAGGCAACCGACGCCGACACAACAGAAACAGUGACACAUGUGAUAGAAAAUGGCAACACGAAUGCUGAUUUUGGCAUUGCUGGUGCAACAGGCGUUAUCACAGUUGCAAAAGCCCUUGACAUGUCUACAACACCCAAGUACACCCUCCACGUGAUAGCUAAAGAUGGUGCUUCACCAGAACACACAUCGACUGCCACAGUGAAAGUCUCCGUUCAAUCAGCAUGUAGUAACGCCGGGACUACUGUACUCAAUUUGUCAGCGAUACUGUUAUCCCUCCUUUCCACACAACUUUAACAAUAUACAACGACAUACUGUGACAAACAAUUGUUGUUAUAUUUUUCUGGUCCUUAAAGUUGUUUUGUUUUGCCUUUUAAUUGCGUGGUGUAGUUUUUUAAUGUGGCUUAAAUACUAUAGUUUGCUUAAGUUUCGCCCUGUCUGCAUAUGUACAUUGAAUAAAUCAAUGUUAAAUGAAAUGCUAACAUUAAAAGCAUAGUAAAAUAAUCAAAUACGAGGAUUUACUUCUUAGCAUCCAUCGUUAUGUCUUUUAUGUCAAAGAUCAUUGUGUUUACUAUUUUUUUGUCCAUGGAUCCUAUUUUUAUCAAUUAAUCCUUUCGAUUUACAGAUAAGAUAUAUGCGGAAUCAAGAAUUCCUUCCGAUUUAUGUAAAUUCAUAUAUUUGUUUCCCAGCAUGUCAUAUUAAUGAAUGAAAACGGGAACAAAUUUCACGCCUCCACCGCUGGGUAGGCAGUAUAAAAGACAAAACAAAAAAUAAACUUAAAUUCGGUAAUUUAUUUCUUACAUUUGUAUCUGUACACAUACUGCUGCAAACAAAGCUAUAGAUAGGAAUGUAUACACAAUGGUAGGUCGGACGAGGAUUUUGAAGUAAUUCAACAGAAUAGUAGAUUGAUCUCAGUUAUUGCCCCUGUUAUAAAUAGAAACCAUUUUCUUUUAAUUUGACAUGAAAAAAUGCAUAUAUGCAUUACUAUAUUAGUCCCUUUUGUAACUAUUUUUAUUUACUGUUUGUAUAUUUGUUACAAUUGUAAUAACAGAAAACAGAUUUCAUUGAACGCCGCCUUUCCUUGUUGAUCUUGUUCAUCAUAUCUGUUCAUUUUGACAGCUGUUUUGUAUGUUCCAAAGGAGAUACAUUUAAUAUAUUCUAAUCUCUAGCAAGCCUUCCAAAUUUCAGGAUGAACAAUGUCUUUCGUCCGCCCAUUUAUCUAUAAUAUACAAUUCUUUUUACAUCCAGUUAACCAUUGGACAGUUUAUAAGAAUAUCUGAUCAUCAGAUGUCUACUAAAUCAUCGUCAUUUGCUGCAUUUUUUGUUUGGAUGCUCUUUGAUGCUUUGCAUCAAUGCUUUUCUUGUGAAUAUACCAAUGAUAUACCAUUUGCCGCGAAACCUGUAUGUAAAGGACAUUUUGAAAAAUAAAGCCAAUGAAAGUUUUU
Molecule: messenger RNA, 1983 nt
Organism: Ruditapes philippinarum (Manila clam)
Lineage: Eukaryota; Metazoa; Mollusca; Bivalvia; Venerida; Veneridae
Product: protocadherin Fat 4-like
Exons: 5
Coding region: 92-835 (247 amino acids)
Biological process (GO): homophilic cell-cell adhesion
Cellular component (GO): membrane
Molecular function (GO): calcium ion binding
Source: RefSeq, a predicted model, not a curated record